Molecule: messenger RNA, 1428 nt
Organism: Dinoponera quadriceps
Lineage: Eukaryota; Metazoa; Arthropoda; Insecta; Hymenoptera; Formicidae
Product: piggyBac transposable element-derived protein 4-like
Exons: 1
Coding region: 1-1428 (475 amino acids)
Source: RefSeq, a predicted model, not a curated record
AUGGAUUUGCCGUCUGACAUUAGGGCAAGUGAAGUAUUUUCGCUCUUCUUGGAUGAAAACCUGAUAAGCCUUUUAGUCACAGAGACCAACAGAUAUGCAGAGCAAAAAUUGCAACAAGAAACGACUGAGCAUGCUCGAUUGAACAGGUGGAAACCCACCACUUCUGCAGAAAUUAAAAAAUUUAUAGGACUGAUGAUUUGGAUGGGUCUGGUACAGACACCGCUCGUUAGAUGUUGGUCAACGGACCCGAUCUACAACUUCCCAUUUCCGCGCAGCAAGAUGUCUCGUAAUCGUUUUAAGUUACUGUUAGCAAACUUGCAUUUUGCAAAUAACGAAACGAUAGAAGAGGGUAGCAGACUCGGAAAAGUUUUGCCACUCCUAAACCUAUUGAUAGAUAAUUACCAAAAAGUCUUUUCACCAGGUGAAGAUAUUGUAAUAGACGAAACAAUGGUUCCUUGGAGGAGACGACUCAUAUUCAGGCAGUAUAUCCUAACGAAAUCCCAUAAAUAUGGUAUAAAACUGUUCAAAUUGUGCUCCACCGAAGGAUAUACAUGGUCGGCGAAAGUAUAUUCUGGACGAGAUACCAGCGGAAGAAGGCAAGUUGGCCUAGCGGAAAACGUCUGCAUUGAACUAGCAGAUAAAUUGAUAAAUGAGGGACGAACUUUGUUUGUCGACAACUUUUAUACCAGUUAUAAAUUAGCACUAAAAUUUUUACAAUUCAAGACGCAUGUCGUUGGGACUGUGCGGUAUAACAAAAAAUUUAUGCCGCAUUCUGUAAUGUCGUACCCACUGAAGAGAGGUGAUAUGGCAUCAAGAGAAGACGACAACGGUAUUAUGGUGCUAAAGUGGAGGGACGUUCGCGAUGUUAUGAUGUUAUCAACAAAACAUCCACCUAUCAUGACAUCAACCACGGAUUCUACUCAUCGCGGACGUCCUCCUAAACAGAAACCUUUGGCGGUACUUGCUUAUAACAAUGGAAAAACUGGCAUCGACAGGAGCGACCAGAUGGUGUCAUAUGCCACAACGAUACGGAAAAGUAUCAAGUGGUAUCGCAAAUUAGCACUACAUUUGCUUUUGGGUACAAGUGUAGUAAAUGCUCACAUCGUAUAUCAGAGAGUCAAAAAUAAAAAAAUGGAAAUAAGAAAAUUUCGAGAGCUGCUUGUUGCCGAAUGGUUGUCCCCGGAAAAUUCUACGCUCGAUGAUAAUAGGACUAAAACAAGGAACGUGUCCCAUAAGCUGGAGAUUCGUACGAAUCAGCAGGGCAAGCCUGUAAGAAGGAUGUGCGUCUUAUGUUACCGGAAAAGGAGGCAAACUGCUGAACGACAAGAAGCAAAAAAAAAUGUAAAAAAAACUACGACCUAUUGUUCCAAUUGUCCGAAUUCACCACAAAUGUGUUUACAAUGUUUCAACGCACACCAUACGACAUAG